CUUUUUCCUCUUCUUCCUCCUCCAACAACCGGCCACUUUAAACUCCAAGCAAGCAAGCAAUCAAUCAAUUGACACCGAAUUCGACUCAUCUCUCCAAAAAAAAAUCAGCGACAAUGCCCGUUCCUCAGCUCGACGGUCUUCAAAUCGAGGUCCUGAAAGAGGGCUCGGGUGAGCAGGAGACUGCCCGCGGCAACACCAUCGAUGUGCACUACACAGGCACACUCACGGACGGCAAGAAGUUUGACUCGAGCCGCGACCGUGGUGAACCGUUGCGCUUCACCGUUGGCCAGGGUCAGGUCAUCAAGGGCUGGGACGAGGGUCUGCUAGGAAUGAAGGUUGGUGAGCAGCGCAAGCUGACCAUUGCUCCUGAGCUUGCCUACGGCAGCCGCGGUGUCGGCGGUGUCAUUCCGCCCAACGCUACUCUCAUCUUUGAGACGGAGCUUGUGAAGAUCAACUGAGCUACUCCAAGCCAGUCGGCGGCGGAUAGAAAGCGUUGAUACCAUGAUGACGGACGGGUCCUCUGGGCUCGGGUUCUGUUUCAGGGCAUUGAAGCCUAGGCAAUAAGGCUCCUACAGGGCCCCUUGAGAUAUUCCAAUCAAGUCGAGACGGU
Messenger RNA from Thermothelomyces thermophilus ATCC 42464, 610 nucleotides. RefSeq lists its product as uncharacterized. The transcript is spliced from 2 exons. The coding region runs from base 114 to 458 and encodes 114 amino acids. Lineage: Eukaryota; Fungi; Ascomycota; Sordariomycetes; Sordariales; Chaetomiaceae. Gene Ontology annotation, molecular function: peptidyl-prolyl cis-trans isomerase activity. The record is from RefSeq and is a predicted model, not a curated record.